AUGGAGAAACACAGGAAAUACAGGAAACACGGGGAAACAUGGGGGAAACACGGGGAAACACAGGGAAACACAGGGGAAACACGGGGAACACGGAGAACCACGGGGAAACACGGGGAACAGAGGGAAACACGGGGGAACAGGGGGAACACGGGGAACAGGGGGGAACAGUGGGAACACAAGGAACACGGGGAACAGGGGGAACAGGGGGAACAGGGGGAACAGGGGGAACAGGGGGAACACAAGGAACACGGGGAACAGGGGGAACACAAGGAACACGGGGAACAGGGGGAACAGGGGGAACACAAGGAACACGGAACAGGGGGAACACGGGGAAACACAGGGAAACACAGGGAAACACAGGGAACACGGGGAAACACAGGGAAACACAGGGAACAUGCCUACUUCCCACAGUACUUCCCACAGUACUACUUCCCCCUGUACCCACAGGCCAACUUCCCCCAGUCCUACUUCCCCCUGUACCCCAGUCCUACUUCCCCCUGCACCCACAGUCCAACUUCCCCCAGUCCUACUUCCCCCUGUACCCACAGGCCAACUUCCCCCAGUCCUACUUCCCCCUGCACCCACAGUCCUACUUCCCACAGUCCUACUUCCCACAGUCCUACUUUCCCCUGCACCCACAGGCCUACUUCCCCCAGCACCCCAGGCCUACUUCCCCAGGCCACCUUCCCCCAGGCCUACUUUCCCCUGCACCCACAGGCCUACUUCCCCCUGCACCCACAGGCCUACUUUCCCCUGCACCCACAGGCCUACUUUCCCCUGCACCCACAGGCCUACUUUCCCCUGCACCCACAGGCCUACUUCCCCCUGCACCCACAGGCCUACUUCCCCCUGCACCCACAGGCCUACUUCCCACAGUACUACUUCCCCCUGCACCCACAGGCCUACUUCCCCCAGCACCCACAGGCCAACUUCCCCCAGUCCUACUUCUCCCUGUACCCACAGUCCUACUUCCCCCUGCACCCACAGGCCUACUUCCCACAGUCCUACUUCCCCCUGUACCCACAGUCCUACUUCCCCCUGCACCCACAGUCCUACUUCCCCCAGUCCUACUUUCCCCUGCACCCACAGGCCUACUUCCCCCAGGCCAACUUCCCCCAGUCCUACUUCCCCCUGCACCAACAGGCCUACUUCCCCAGGCCUACUUCCCCAGUCCCCCAGUCCUACUUCCUCCAGUCCUACUUCCCCCAGUCCUACUUCCCCCAGUCCUACUUCCCCCUGCACCCACAGGUCUACUUCCCCCAGGCCUACUUCCCCAGUCCUACUUCCCCCUGCACCAACAGGCCUACUUCCCCCAGUACCCCAGGCCUACUUCCUCCAGUCCUACUUCCCCAGGCCAACUUCCCCCAGUCCUACUUCCCCCAGUCCUACUUCCCCCUGCACCCACAGUCCUACUUCCCCCAGUCCUACUUCCCCCUGCACCCACAGGCCUACUUCCCCCAGUCCUACUUCCCCCUGCACCCACAGUCCUACUUCCCCCAGUCCUACCCACAGUCCUACUUCCCCCAGUCCUACUUCCCCCAGUCCUACUUCCCACAGUCCUACUUCCCCCAGUCCCCCAGUCCUACUUCCCCCAGUCCUACCCACAGUCCUACUUCCCCCAGUCCUACUUCCCCCAGUCCACCCACAGUCCUACUUCCCCCAGCCCCCAGUCCUACUUCCCCCAGUCCUACUUCCCCAGUCCACCCCCAGUCCUACUUCCCCCAGUCCUACCCACAGGCCUACUUCCCCCAGUCCCCCAGUCCUACUUCCCCCCUGUACCCACAGUCCUACUUCCCCCAGUCCUACUUCCCCCAGUCCUACUACCCCAGUCCUACUUCCCCAGUCCUACUUCCCCCAGGUCCUACUUCCCCCUGCACCCACAUCCCCCAGCCUACUUCCCCCAGUCCUACUUCCCCCAGUCCCCCAGUCCUACUUCCCCCAGCCCCCAGUCCUACUUCCCCCAGCCCCCCAGUCCUACUUCCCCCAGUCCUACUUCCCCCAGUGCACCCCCAGUCCUACUUCCCCCAGCCCCCCAGUCCUACUUCCCCCAGUCCCCCAGUCCUACUUCCCCCAGUCCUACUUCCCCAGUCCUACUUCCCCCAGUCCUACCCCCAGUCCUACUUCCCCCAGUCCCCCAGUCCUACUUCCCCCAGUCCCCCAGUCCACCUUCCCCCAGGCCUACUUCCCCAGUCCUACUUCCCCCAGUCCUACUUCCCCCUGCACCCACAGGCCUACUUCCCCCAGGCCUACCCCCAGUCCUACUUCCCCCAGUCCUACUUCCCCCUGCCCCACAGGCCUACUUCCCCCAGUCCUACUUCCACAGUCCUACUUCCCCCAGUCCUACUUCCCCCAGUCCCCCAGUCCUACUUCCCCCAGUCCCCCAUCCCCCAGUCCUACUUCCCCAGUCCUACUUCCCCCAGUCCCCCAGUCCUACUUCCCCCAGUCCCCCAGUCCUACUUCCCCCAGUCCUACCCCCAGUCCUACUUCCUCCAGUCCCCCAGUCCUCCAGUCCCAGUCCCCCAGUCCUACUUCCCCCAGUCCUACUUCCCCAGUCCUACUUCCCCAGUCCCCAGUCCUAGCCCCCCAGUCCUACUUCCCCAGCCCCCAGUCCUACUUCCCCAGUCCUACUUCCCCCAGUCCUACUUCCCCCAGUCCUACUUCCCCAGGCCCCCAGUCCUACUUCCCCCAGUCCCCCAGUCCUACUUCCCCCAGUCCUACUUCCCCCAGUCCCCCAGUCCUACUUCCCCCAGUCCUACUUCCCCCAGUCCCCCAGUCCUACUUCCCCCAGUCCUACUUCCCCCAGCCCCCCAGUCCUACUUCCCCCAGUCCUACUUCCCCAGCUACCCCCAGUCCUACUUCCCCAGUCCCCCAGUCCUACUUCCCCCAGUCCUACUUCCCCCAGUCCCCCAGACCUACUUCCCCCAGACCUACUUCCCCCAGUCCUACUUCCCCAGUCCCCCAGUCCUACUUCCCCCAGUCCUACUUCCCCCAGUCCUACUUCCCCAGUCCCCUAGACCUACUUCCCUCAGAGCUACUUCCCCCAGUCCUACUUCCCCCAGUCCCCUAGACUUCCCCCCACUUCCCCCAGUCCUACUUCCCCCAGUCCCCUAG
Messenger RNA from Oncorhynchus masou masou (cherry salmon), 3111 nucleotides. RefSeq lists its product as uncharacterized. Bases 1 to 3111 code for a protein of 1036 amino acids. NCBI's taxonomy places the organism in Eukaryota, Metazoa, Chordata, Actinopteri, Salmoniformes, Salmonidae. The record is from RefSeq and is a predicted model, not a curated record. The transcript has 4 exons.